Messenger RNA from Osmerus eperlanus (European smelt), 2229 nucleotides. RefSeq lists its product as uncharacterized. The record is from RefSeq and is a predicted model, not a curated record. Lineage: Eukaryota; Metazoa; Chordata; Actinopteri; Osmeriformes; Osmeridae. The transcript has 6 exons. The coding region runs from base 126 to 1391 and encodes 421 amino acids.
AUUAAGCUAGCGCUCAUCGACCUCUCUGCUUUUAGAUACAGUUGAUCAAUAUUUCCUGGGAGUAAAACUGGGGCUUACUGUUCAGCUCCUGUGGUGCACUGGUAAAGACAUCUGCUCAUAUCAGUAUGGACCGGUUUCAGACGGAAAACGCUGGAAUCAACGGAAUCAACGAAAGCGCAGAGGAAAAGUACCGUGCUGUAGCGUACGACACAGCGCUCAGCACUUUGGUGGCUGUGGUCAUUUAUGUGGUGGUGAAAGUUAGCGUGGAUGGGAUUAGGCAGUGGCGGGCCAGGAUAUCGGUUCUGAUCGUUGGCUCGGGGCCCGUGGGAUUGACAGCUGCGCUUGUCGCUGUUCGCUCGGGCAAGGUGCUGAAGCUGACUGUACUGGAUGAGAGGUACCGGACGGCUCUGCUCUGCCGGCCCCAGCAGAUCGCCCUCGACCCAAGAAGUGUGGAGUUCCUACUGGGACUCGGUGUAGACUUUGACAACAUGGAGGGGUGCUGGCACAACGAACACUUCUUCACCAAAAUAGGAGUGUUUCAAGAGUACUUGCUGAGCAUCUUGGAACAGAAAAAACAGAAGGUUGAAAUCAAGGUGCAUCUGGGAACCAAGUUCACAGAGGAAUACCUACGUCGGAUCCCAGGUUGUGACUGGCCGCGAGUGAUUGUUGUAGCUGAUGGGUCUUGUGGAGACUCUUGCUCUGUGCUGGGCAUUAGUUCCGACUACUCUGUGGAGUCCUGCCAUGCAUAUGGAGCUAAUGCCACCAUCGAGAGACUGGACCAAAGACAGGUACCUACCCCAGAGAUUAGGGCGCACAGUCUGUAUUUUGAUCUGUCUGCGUACGGCGUCGAGGCCCUUAGAGAGCAGAAGACCCCUGCAACCAAGCCAGGUUUUCACUUGAAGAUCUACGGAACUUUCCGCCAUCGCUACAUGGCCCUGGUGUGCCCCGCCAACGAUACCAAAAUGGUCCGCUUCCUCCGACACACCGUCAACUCCUCUAUCAUGAAGAAUAUCUUCCACCAGUCCUUCAACGCCUACAAGACAGACAUCGAGCCCCGUCUGAAUGAGCUGACGCUGCAUCGCAUGCAGUGCAGCCGCCGUCUGUUUGAGGUCCAGUUGUCCCACCGCUGUGUCAGCGCUGCGUACAUCGAGGGAGACAACGUGGCCGUCACCGUGGAGGGGGAGGCGGCACGCGUGCUCAACUUUGACACAGGCUGUGGCGUGAACCUGGGCAUGAGGGGUCUGGAGUCACUAGGGACCUUCAUCUACCGCACUGCUACAGCUGUGGACCAGAACGACAUGCUGGAGGCCCUGUCCUCCAAGAUUCAACACUCCAGGCAAGUUGCCGAAACCUUCAGACUGACUGGCCUGACCCACACUAUGUUUGACUGAGAACAUGAGAUGGCAGGAAGACCAAAAAACAUCCAUUCUACCAUGGGACUAUCCUGACUCAGUGGGCUGGAUUGGAUGAGGACCAUGCAGGUGUAAAGGGAUGUCAGUUCAAUACCCCAAGAUCUGCACGAUCAAGGUGUGACUGACAGAUGGAGAAUGCAGAUAACAAACUAGUGGUUGUGGUCAUAGAACUGUUUUUUUUUAACUGUAUUGUCACAUCAUGGUUGAAUGGAGAUUAUCAACAGUAGAGACAGAACCUCACAGACCCAGAUGCCUCCUUUGUCCUGGGAGAACGUGAUUGAACAGGUGGACUGAAUGACCAUCCUUUGGUAGAUCACUGGUUUAAGGGAGACAGGAGCCAGGGAGGUGUUUAGAACAGGAUUGUUAGUUUGGAUCCUGAUCUAAAAUGUUACCUGUCAAGGUUUUACUUGUGGGGUUUUCUGGGUUGGUUUUGAUGCUGUACACAUUGAUAUACAAAAAUGUAAAUGGAAUGUACUAUAGAUCUUAUCCACAUAAGGACAGAAGAAAAUUAUGGAACCUUAAAAUGUGACUAUUUUGAUGAUACUGUGGAUUUGACCAAAGCUCAAAAUAUCACAUUAAUGUGUUAUUUCUAUCGUGGUGUUGCCUUUAGUGCAGAGAGUUUUUAUAAAUAUUGAGAUGUACGGUGUAGAAUACAACACAGUAUUGCUCUGUAUUGACACAUGUAAUAAUUGUUUACUGUAUGUGCCUAUAGCCUUAGACAUUGUAUAAAUUAAACAAUGGAUAUGAAUGAGAUAAUGGCAUGUACAGGUAAACCAUACUCUUCGUUUAAUAAAUUACACACAGUCCUAAAUAUAGG